Messenger RNA from Striga hermonthica, 735 nucleotides. NCBI's taxonomy places the organism in Eukaryota, Viridiplantae, Streptophyta, Magnoliopsida, Lamiales, Orobanchaceae. The record is from the annotation of a GenBank genome assembly.
AUGAAUAUGCAUCGAUCAGCCAACAUACAGAACUCACUCCCCUAUGAUAUUGCCCUCAAAAUAGCUUCAUCCCUUCAGGUUGUCGAUUUGUCUUCUUUGGGAAGCUGUUCAAGGUUUUGGAGAGACUUGUGUGCUUCUGAUUGCCUGUGGGAGCCUCUAUCCAAACACAGGUGGCCUCAAUUUACUUCUCAUCACGAAAUUGACUCCAAUUCAAAGGGGUGGAAGGGUUUGUACAUAAGCAAGCACAAUGAGAUGGCCCGGAAAGCUGCCUCCGUUGCAAGUUUUGUGGAAAGAGCUCUGGCUUACGAGUCAAUCGAGGUCGGAGAUUAUUUGAAAGGGAUAGAGCUACUGAAUUCGCUACAGUUUGGGUUUAAAGACAUUCAAAUGUUCUUGCUUAAACCCGAGCUGAACGUGCUUCUGAACUUGGUCGGCUUGCACUAUUGCAUCAUAUGGCUUGACGUGCCGGCAGAGUAUGUGAUAGAAGCACUAAAUAGCAGGCAGGUCUCGGAAAGGGAAGUGUGUGUCCAGUGGUGGAAGCUUGGCCGGUGGUUUUACGGUUUUCGCUUGCGAGACGAGUUUCAUUCAAGAAACGUGUCUUUAGAAGCUAUGGCAGUUUCUAAUGAGGAAGUGCUUGGGGUGCUCCAACGUGGGGCCGUGCACGAGGUCAUUCGUGUUCAGAUAUCGGCUGCUAAGCCGGCUCACAAAUCCUGGUCUUGCCAAGUUGCACAAGUGUGA